AUAGGAAUAACCAAACUAUCUGUUGUACUAUGUAAACUGAACUAUUCCCUUUGGUACGCGACCAUAUCGACAUCAGUUGUGAAUCUUAUGAUGCUCACAAUUGAUCGCUACAUUUGUAUUGCAUUACCCCUAAAGUAUCCUUACAUUGUCACCCAAAGGAAGGUGUCCAUGGCUUUGGCUUCAGUAUGGAUCACUGGCUUUCUUAGUUUUAUUAUGAUGUUUUUCAAUACAAAAAGUUCCAAAUUACCAUUUGAAUGUUAUCCAAGCAAAGUAGUUGUUUCAAUUUGCACUAUUUUAUUCUUUCUUCUUCCACUUGGUGUUAUGAUCGUUUUCAAUGUGAAAAUUGUACGAAUUGCUCGAAACCAAGGUCAAAAAAUAGCAUCAGAAGGUUCAAAACUACAAAGAAGUAAUUCAACCGCUACAGAUGAUUUGAGCUCACGAAAAAACUUCACACGACAAUUGAAACUCUUCAAAACAAUUCGUGUCGUUUUUGGAUAUUUUUUACUCUGUGUAACACCUUUUCCUGUGAUAUUGUUCAUAGAUUAUACCAUUUGUAAUGAUGGCUGUAUUUCUUUAAACGUAGUUCAUAUAGCAGCACUUGUGGCUGCAACAAACUCCGUGACAAAUGCUUUUAUAUAUGGAAUACGUGACAAGAAAUACAGAAGAUCUUUCAAGCUGCUGUUUGCACGUUGUUGCAAUUUAUCUGGGUAAUUCAUAGAAAAGAUAAAGAACCUUAUUUCGUAACAUCAAAAACAUCUAAUGGUCUCUAAAAGCGACGUUCUAAAGCCAAUGUGUAGUGUAUAGUAAUACGUAGCGUAAUACAAAAUAUAACUUAAUAAAAUCAGUUGUAUAAAAUAGGCUUAAAUUUUAUGAAAG
Messenger RNA from Xenia sp. Carnegie-2017, 876 nucleotides. RefSeq names its product histamine H2 receptor-like. The record is from RefSeq and is a predicted model, not a curated record. The transcript has a single exon. Gene Ontology annotation, cellular component: membrane. Gene Ontology annotation, biological process: G protein-coupled receptor signaling pathway. Lineage: Eukaryota; Metazoa; Cnidaria; Anthozoa; Malacalcyonacea; Xeniidae. Gene Ontology annotation, molecular function: G protein-coupled receptor activity. The annotation marks the transcript as partial.